UGACUAAUUGGGUAAUAGUAGUAGUAGUAGUAGGUGUGUGUGUGUAGCCUAGCUAGCUUCCGUCAAGCUUCAACUAUGGACAAGGGCUAGGUGGCUGAGGUGGAUUGCCACGUGCUAUGCGAAGAGUGGGCGUCUGACUUUGACGUGGCGAGCACUGGGAUUCCAGAACUAGAUAAAUAGGUGAAGGGGAGCGAGGGGGGGGUCUUGCUCUCAUCAACCCACCACCCCCAACCUAAACAAAUUCGUCCCACCAUAACAGAAAAAAGCUUGUCUCCUUUGCUUUUUUCUCCCACUUUCCCUCCCUCCAAACACUGCCCAGAAAAUAAUGCCAGCCCCUAGAUCCACAGACCCUCCUCGAGGUGGUAUUCAUGAUUUCCACUCCCUUAUGGCUUCUUCUUAUCCUAUAGUUCUCAAGUUCAUCGACGUGUGUUAUAAGUUGAAAAUGGAGGACAAGGGCGGGAACAAUCUCAGACGCAUGUUCACCUGUGGGCCCACCAGAUCAACGGCCAGGAUCACCGAACGAACCAUCCUGAAUGACAUCACCGGAAUGGCGGCACCCGGCGAAAUCCUGGCCGUCCUCGGACCAUCAGGGAGCGGCAAAUCGACGCUCCUCAAUGCCCUCGCCGGCCGCCUCCAAGGCCACGGCAUCACCGGAACUGUCCUCGCCAACGGCCGGAAACUCUCCAAACAGGCCCUCCGGCGAACCGGGUUCGUAGCCCAAGACGACGUCUUCUACCCGCACCUCACCGUCCGGGAAACCCUGGUUUUUUGCUCUCUUUUGCGGUUGCCAAACUCGCUCUCGAGGAAAGAGAAGAUCGCAGCCGCCGACUCGGUGAUCGCCGAGCUGGGUCUGGCGAAAUGCGAGAACACCAUCGUCGGGAACGCCUUCGUGAGGGGAGUCUCCGGCGGGGAGAGGAAGAGGGUGAGUAUAGCGCACGAGAUGCUGAUAAACCCGAGCUUGUUGGUUCUGGACGAGCCGACGUCGGGGCUGGACUCGACCUCGGCGUACCGGGUGGUGGCGACGCUGGGGGCGGUGGCGGAGAAGGGGAAGACGGUAGUGAUGUCAGUGCACCAGCCGUCGAGCCGGGUGUACCAGAUGUUUGACUCGGUGCUGGUUUUGUCGGAAGGGCGGUGCCUCUACUUCGGUAAGGGCGACAACGCCGUGGACUACUUUAAAUCGGUUGGGUUCUCGCCGUCUUUCGCCAUGAAUCCGGCGGAUUUCCUGCUCGAUCUCGCUAAUGGUGUAUGCCAUAUUGAUGGUGUAAACGAAAGAUCAGAGAAGCCCAACGUGAAGCAGUCCCUCGUUGCAUCCUACAACACUCUGCUUGCUCCAAAUGUGAAAGCAGCCUGCUUGGAAACUACAUCAACGGCAACCAAAAACCAGACUCAUGUAAUUGAAGGAAAUUUUGUUUCCAGAGAGCCCAGAAGAAGCAUCUCCAACAAUGGCCCUUCCACUUGGUUCAGCCAAUUCACCAUUCUUCUCCAGAGAAGCCUCAAAGAGCGAAGGCACGAAGCCUUCAACUCCCUCAGAGUCGUCCAAGUCCUGGCCGGCUCCGUCCUGGCGGGCUCCAUGUGGUGGCACUCCGAAUGGCACCAGAUUCAGGACCACUUAGGCCUCCUCUUCUUCAUCUCCAUCUUCUGGGGCGUCCUCCCGUCCUUCAACGCCGUGUUCGCCUUCCCCCAGGACCGAGCCAUCUUGCGCAAGGAGCGUGCCUCGGGGAUGUACACGCUCUCACCCUAUUUCAUGGCUCGAGCGGCAGGGGACGUACCCAUGGAGCUCGUUCUCCCAACAGUUUUCAUCUCCAUAGCCUAUUGGAUGACCAGCCUAAAGCCUGAAAUCGGUUCAUUCCUCCUGACCCUACUGGUCUUGGUUUGCUACGUGCUCGCCUCCCAGAGCCUCGGCCUAGCUAUUGGCGCACUGAUCAUGGAUGCGAAGCAGGCCUCAACGGUGGUCACUGUCACAAUGCUAGCGUUUGUAUUGACAGGAGGGUUUUACGUGCACAAGAUACCUUGUGGCAUGGCAUGGACGAAGUACUUGUCCACCACAUUUUACUGCUAUAGGCUGCUUAUUAAUGUCCAAUAUGGCGAUGGCAAGGCCAUUUCGGAUCUGCUAGGUUGCUCCCAAAGUCAUGGAAGCAAUUACAGAGCUGCAGGCUGCAAGUUCGUGGAAGAAGAUGUCGAAGGCCAAAUCCAGGCAGCCGUGAGCAUUGCAGCCUUGCUUCUCAUGCUCGUCGGGUACAGGUUACUGGCUUAUGUCGCGCUAAGGCGCAUCAAAGCGUGAAAAAUGUCUCCUAUAUAUAUUUCUUCGGGGUGGCUUCAAAACGAUCGAGCAGAUGAUGCAGAAGGAUAGAUUCAUUGUUUGAGGUGAAGCCAGUACGUACGUACGUUACAUGCAUGGCAGUGUUGAUAAGCUAUAUAGAUUUUACACCCAACAGUGGCAUAAGUUUGCCAUAUACAAAUUGAACGCAUUAAUUAUUAUUAAUGUAAACGUACUAGCUAGAGAUCAGAUCAACUUCAUUAUUGUUGUUAAUUUACUUAAUUAGAUUUGGCAAGUGAAAUCAACAUUGACCAAAAAUUCCUAAUGGAAAAAGGGGGUCUCUGCUGGACUGUAUUGCACUUUC
Diospyros lotus (date-plum) is the source of this 2621-nucleotide messenger RNA. Its product is annotated as ABC transporter G family member 25. Gene Ontology annotation, molecular function: ATP hydrolysis activity; ATP binding; ABC-type transporter activity. NCBI's taxonomy places the organism in Eukaryota, Viridiplantae, Streptophyta, Magnoliopsida, Ericales, Ebenaceae. The transcript has 3 exons. Gene Ontology annotation, cellular component: membrane. The coding region runs from base 326 to 2281 and encodes 651 amino acids. The record is from RefSeq and is a predicted model, not a curated record.